AUGACAUCCACAAGGUACGGCAUCAAUGCCUACCCCUCCAAGUACAACGAUCCCCCGUUCCAGAAGGAGCUUCUCAACAACUAUGGGCAGCGUAGUCAGCCUCGCCCAGGCAGAGCACCCGCCAAUGCCCCAGAUACCCCCAGCGAAUACGACAGGUUUGCAUUCUGGCCUGACGCCAUCGCUAUGGGAAGUCUUCAGGGAAGACAGUUCACUCAGGUAUUCGGCGCCGCCUGUAUCAAAGGCCAGGAUGAGCGGGGGCUGGGCAGGUCCUUCAUCAGUUUCGACCUCAAGCGCGAGAUUCUCGUCAUCAAGGCGACUACCAAACUCGACCCUCGUAUCCUCCCUCCGGCUCUCAAUCCUCUCUCCGCUGAGCUGUCUUUCAACGACAUUACGCAUCAAGGUAUCCAUAUCACCAAGAAGCCGCUUUCAGACGCUAUAGGCAAUCCAGACUUGCUGGAGGUGACAGUGACUGUCAGUUGUCGGCGACCUCCCAAGUUCUUUACGGAUUUCGAUCCUGGAGACGAUGUUCCCCAAUAUCUUCAGGGGACGAGGUACUCGUUGUACAGGAGAAGGGCGACUGCCAUGGACUUUACAACGUCGGGCGUGAGAGAACGAGAAGCUGGCUCUAUACCCGCCAUCCCAGAAGGACCUUGUGCUUAUCCUACGUUCUGGAACACCUACCGAUGGGUCUUUCGCAUGGACAGAAAAAAGUACGACAGGAUCACAGCAUGCGCCAACAAGAUCCGAGCCCUCGCCCAAGCCGACCCGGAAAUGGACCUCAUGUCUCUUGCCAGCGAGCGAGCACGAUGGUCUGUCCGGGUCCUGACGGGUGCAGAGUUCAAGCAGCUCUACACCCCUCCGGACAUGUCGAAACUCGCCUUUUCGACACGGACGUUGCUGGAGGGUCUGAUAGGACAUGGAGUGCUCAAACCGGCGAAUACGUCAGAGCUGAUCGUGACGCUGAGAAAGGUCUCGACUUCGACGGCGUUUCAUAACCGUAUUUUGGAGGCCUUGUUCAGUCAGGAGAUCAUCAAGGAUAUCAAAGCUCUCGUCCCCAAACUUGCUGCUUUCCUGCGUAGACGACCACCCUGUAUCCAACCUCAUCUCGUCCUUAUCCGGACCGUCCUCGUCACUCCCACCCGUGUCUUAGUCGGCCCCCCUCAAUAUGAACCUUCCAACAGUGUCACUCGUAGAUACUCUGACAAGCUUGAUGGUAUAAUUCGAGUUCAGUUUACCGACGAAGAAGAUCGUCUAUACGUUGUUGAUUACCUAAAAGACGCCGACAACAUUGACCCUGCAGUGGGUCUCAUGGCCCGGAUCCGUCGCGCCCUCCAGUAUGGUCUCAUCAUCGGCGGGCAGACAUUCUAUCCCGUCGCGUCGUCUGCGUCCCAGCAAAAAGAACAUUCCAUGUGGUUUAUCGACACUCGUGUGAUUGAUGGCUUGAGCCUGAGAAAUUGGAUGGGUACUGUACACGAGACUGUCGUCGCCAAGCAUGCCGCGCGAAUGGGUCUGCCCUUCUCCACGAGCCGUAUCGUCAAUAUGAAGAUCAACAUCGCCGGAGAACUCCCUGAUAUCAAAAGAAACGGUCGUAUCUUUACAGACGGCGUGGGAAUUGCGGGGAAGCUGGUGUUGCACCAAGCUGCGCUGGCACUUGGUGAAAGGCAGGGUCUGAACUCGAAUCCUUCUACCAUCCAAUUUCGUCUCGGUGGUGCCAAGGGCGUCCUGGCCAACUGGCCCCAGCUCGUCGGGGACGAAGAGAUCCGCCUCCGUCCCUCGCUUAUCAAAUUCACUUCUGACCUCGACGACUUGAAUGUCAUCCGUAUCGCCAAGUACCAAGUCGCCUUCCUCAACCGGCAGUUUAUCAGCAUCAUGUGUGCGAACGGUGUACCGCAUGAUUUGAUCAUUGAGAUCUUCCAAGAUGCUGUGGCGGAUAUCAAGGGGUUUAGGGAUAGGGUGAAGCAGGGUAGGCUGAGUAAGGCUGAUCAGCAGCUUGUUGAGCUGUGCAACGACUUCCCGUUCAUGCAACUCGUCCGCGCCGGCUUCAACACCAACCCCCUUCUCCUCGACGUCGCCGCCAUCCUCGAAUGCAGGGCUCUCCAAGAUCUCAAAUGGCGUGCUCGCGUCAAGUUGUCGAAUGGAGUCUAUUUGAUUGGGAUUUCGGAUGAGACGGGGAUCUUGAAAGAAGGGGAGGUGUUUUGUCAGUUUCAGGAGAAUGAUGAGACGCCGGCGAAGGUUGUUGUGAAUGAGGUUCUGAUUUGUCGGGCGCCUGCUUUGCACCCGGGUGAUGUUCGACGUGUACGGGCUGUGGACGUUCCCGAACUGCGACAUCUCAAGAACGUCAUCGUCUUUAGCACUCAAGGCGAGCGUGAUCUUCCAUCUAUGCUCGGAGGAGGUGACCUCGACGGGGACGACUAUACUCUCAUCUGGGACCAACGUUUCGUCCAGACGCUCAAAGUCUAUGACCCCAUGGAGUACACCGCCCCAGACCCGAUCAGCGUGGAGGAGGUGUCUCAGAAGCAUCUGAAUGAGAACUUUGUCCAGUAUGUCCUUAACGACGUGCUGGGACAGGUCGACAAUUGCCACCUUGCGCUGUCGGACUAUUUUACACCGUUUGAUCCCAGGUGCUUGCAUCUUUCCGAGGUUCACUCUGUAAUCUGUAGUGUUGAUUUUGCCAAGACUGGACAAGCUGCCAUGCUCGACCCUUCUCUUCGUCCCCAAGAAUGGCCCGAUUUUAUGGACAAGGACGAUGCCAAAAUCACCUACGAAAGUAAAGGGAUACUAGGCAAGAUCUUCCGACUCGUCCAACGUGACCCUCACUUCUCUCCCAGCGACCUAGAACGUAUGGGAUACCCGUCCGACCCGCGAAUAUCGAGAUACCCCUUGCACGAUAGUCUUUUGGAGAGGUUGAAGCCGCUCAAAGCGAGCUAUGAGAGGGAUCUUCAGUAUGAUAUGAGAAGGUAUCGAGUGUAUGAGCCGGAGAUUCCUACUGGUAUCGCGAUACGUAACAAGCGAAGAAAGAGAGUUCGUGACCAGAAUCUAAACGAACCUCUCCGAGAAGCCUAUUCCAUUCUCGUCAACAACGUCCGGGACGCCGCCGCCAAGAUUCUCCGCGACUUUUCCUUCAAAACGACCCUCACCCCCAUGCAAGUCGUCGCCCGUCACUGCUAUGCCUUGACGUUUGAGGAGAAGUAUGUCAAGCAGUGGGAACAGCAGCAGCAGCAGGGAGCGUGGGGCGGCCAGAAGGUGGAUGAUGAUGAUGAGGAGAUUUUGAGGCCCAAGCCUCUUAUGUCUUUUGCGUGGUGUUUCUGGCAAGAGCUUUUGCAGAUUGUGAACCAGCCGAACCCGGAGGUUCGGAAGGCCCUUCUGGCGUCUCUUCCUGCCGAUGAUUCGGAGGAGGAAGAAGAGGAGGAUGAUGAGGAUGAGAGUGAAGAGCAAGGGCAGGGGCAGGAGGCAACAGACACCGAAAAGGCAAAAAGACCGGCUCCCCGCAAGGUCAGUAGGAUUGCCCCACAACUGAAUCAUUCCGUCAAGAAGACGCCCAUCGCGCCUUUCCUGCCUCCCGAGGAUUCAGACGAGGACGACGAGGAGUAG
Molecule: messenger RNA, 3591 nt
Organism: Cryptococcus wingfieldii CBS 7118
Lineage: Eukaryota; Fungi; Basidiomycota; Tremellomycetes; Tremellales; Cryptococcaceae
Product: RNA-dependent RNA polymerase 1
Exons: 19
Coding region: 1-3591 (1196 amino acids)
Biological process (GO): siRNA processing
Cellular component (GO): nuclear RNA-directed RNA polymerase complex
Molecular function (GO): RNA-directed RNA polymerase activity
Source: RefSeq, a predicted model, not a curated record